AAAGAAAGAAAAAGAAUACUUCGUUGCUGGUUGGGUGAAACAAGUCCUCGUCCACGAAAAUUCGACAGGAAUCUAUCUUGUGCUCGGGAAGGUAGUUUAUUCACAACAUCUGAGUGAGACGCCUCUAUCACCCUGGUUUGCUGCUCAGCCCUCAGGAACAAUCUUUUGUGGACAUUGCACUUGCAUGGCUGGUUUGGGUGAAACAUGUUCACAUGUCACUGCUGAUAUGUUUGCUGUAGAAACGGCUGUAAAGAUGAAAAAUGAUACUACCAGCACUUUCGUUGCUUGUAGCUGGCUACCCCCUUCACAAAACCAAAAUAUUGAGUAUGCCAUAUCAUCAGACAUAGACUUUACAAGCCCAGCAGCAAAAAAGCGGAAAUGUGCUGGGGAGUCAGUUAAGUCAGUAACCCCAGGUAAACAGGUACUGCCACCCCCUCAGGAUUAUACUGACUUUUACCGAAAAUUACACUCUUCUGGUGUCAAGCCAGUGGUACUGUCAGUCUUACCCGAUUACUGUGAGGAGUUUGUCCCCAAGACUGUUAAUUUGGAUUUGCCGAAACCAAUGUCUUCUCUCUUCAUGGAGACACAUGUGUCUAAGUCAUUGGAUGAACUUACAGUGGAAGCAAGUACAAUUAUGACCAAUAUGAAAAUUGAUGAUUCUCAGAUCAGUGCCAUAGAACAGAUAACUAGAGAACAGUCAACCACAAAAUCCUGGUUUUUGUAUCAGGCCGGCCGUAUUACAGCUAGCAACUUUAAAGCUGCAUCUCAGACAAAGAUCGAAAAUCCCUGCUACUCACUGAUUCAGAGGAUAUGCUACCCUGAUGCAUUCAAAUUCACAACAGAGGCUACAAGGUAUGGACGCAGUCAUGAAUGGAAAGUGAGGAAAGACUAUGAAAUGUUCACUAAGCCAAAACACAGAGACAUGAAAGUAACAGAGAGUGGAUUCUUCAUCCAUAAAGAGUUUCCUUACAUAGGUGCCUCACCUGACAGCUUAGUGAAGUGUGACUGCUGCGGAGAAGGACUGCUGGAGAUAAAAUGUUCUUUCUCCCACAAAGAUUCAACAAUCGAAAGUGCAAUCCAAGAUAAAAAUUUCUGCAUAGAGUUUGUUGAUGGGCAUUUCAGAUUGAAAGCAGACCACACAUACAUGUACCAGAUCCAGUGUCUGCUCGCUGUGACUGGCCGGAGCUACUGUGACCUGUGUUUGUGGACAGGUAAACAACUGCUUAUCCAGCGCAUAACCCUGGACACCAAGUUCUUUGCUGAAGCAUUGGAGAAGGUUGCCACUUUCUACAAAGUGUGCAUACUACCUGAACUUCUUGGCAAGUACUUCUCUCAAAAAAAUACAUUGGGUUUGCCAGUUGAAAAUGUAGAGGACAAGAUCUGUUACUGCGAAAAAAGUGACAAUAAUAAGACAAAAAUUUAUUGCAGCAAUGAUGAUUGUAUGAUUAAGGUUUACCACAAGGAAUGCUGCGGUCUUAAAAAUAUGCCUAAAAAGGGCUGGUUUUGUCUGUAUUGUAAGACAUUGCAGAAGAGAACAAAUGUACAAACAAACAAUAAGUAAAGAAAAUAAACUUUUCAUAUCCAGUUGUAAGAAAUCAUUUAAUCUUUUUUUUUUUAUCAAUUUCAUUUCCACAGUAAAGCUAUAAAUCAGUCGGACGGAAUAAUAGGAGGGCAGGCAUUGCAAAGUGCACAAGGAAUUGCAACAAUUUUAUCGAGAAAUGUCAUUUCAUUAUUGGCUGAUUGAAUCAUAGUGAUUGGAAUUACUGAAUUUAGAACAGAAUUUUUUUGCGAACCAUUCCUAUAACUCUUUCUACAUUUAUCCUGACAUUAGCAAUUUUUCUAGUUUCUAAAACAUCUGGCAUCCAGCUGAGAUUUACCUCUAGUAAAUGCAGGAAUGUGUAAUGUUGCAUGUCGAAGGGCAAUUGAAUUGGCAACAUCAAAACCACGAUCUGCAAGC
Molecule: messenger RNA, 1957 nt
Organism: Corythoichthys intestinalis (scribbled pipefish)
Lineage: Eukaryota; Metazoa; Chordata; Actinopteri; Syngnathiformes; Syngnathidae
Exons: 4
Coding region: 185-1561 (458 amino acids)
Source: RefSeq, a predicted model, not a curated record